AUGAAUGUCCUCUCAGUACUACUGACUGUAUGUCUAGUUGGAUUCUGCCACUGUGAAGGUAACGGUAGUCUCCGCAAAGAGGCUGUAACUGUCACUCUUGACCUCUCUAACCCAGACUCUUCCUCAUUCUCUCUGGGCGAUGAUAAGAUCUAUGGAGUGGGUCACAAGGCUUUUGUUCCAAAGGAGGGAUCUGUUGUAUCAGCUAUAGUAGAUGGAGCAUCUGCUGUAUGGAAGGGUCAAGGUAAAAAGUCUGUCGGUGCCUAUCUAUUCUCCAAGGAAGGUCAUCCCUCUCUUCUCAGUGUCUAUACAAAAGGUGUCGAUGAUGUGACCCUUUGUUUUGAGAAAGUUGGUGGAGCAUGGAAGACUGUGGACAAGUUGGAAUUUGAAACUAAACUUCGCUCAAUGAAGGAGUUUUUGGUGACUGUUGGUGAGAAGCUAGUACCUGGAGGUCUGCCAGAGGAGACUGUAGGAGGUUCACAGGAACCUGCUGAGCUUGACUUUGCUAGCCUCGGAUGUCCAUUGGGAGGAUGUUCAGGUGCAGGUCCAGCUAAACAUGUGAACGAAAAAGUAGGUUCAGCUGGAGAACCUAACUUUGCUAACCUUGGGUGCCCAUUGCAAGGGUAA
Molecule: messenger RNA, 624 nt
Organism: Theileria equi strain WA
Lineage: Eukaryota; Apicomplexa; Aconoidasida; Piroplasmida; Theileriidae
Product: signal peptide-containing protein
Exons: 1
Coding region: 1-624 (207 amino acids)
Source: RefSeq, a predicted model, not a curated record